Molecule: messenger RNA, 406 nt
Organism: Culex quinquefasciatus (southern house mosquito)
Lineage: Eukaryota; Metazoa; Arthropoda; Insecta; Diptera; Culicidae
Exons: 2
Coding region: 16-342 (108 amino acids)
Source: RefSeq, a predicted model, not a curated record
AAAAAGUAUGCCCGCAUGGAGCAUGAGGUGGUGGACAAGGCGCGCGAGGUUAAGAAGGCCGGAAACAUCUACAUUCCGGGCGAGCCGAAGGUUGCCUUCGUCAUGCGUAUCUGUGGUAUCAUUAUCAAGCUGAACAAAGUCACCAAGAACUUGCUGCGUAUCACCGCCCCGACAUCACCUGAGGCUUGCUUAAGUUCAUGCUGCGUGCCGCGUACAAGCCUCAACACUCCGACCUGUGACUGGCGCAAGUACAACCACUACGGCGAAGACGGAGACUUUGGCAACCGCAAGGAAAAGAUCAAUGAGCUGAUCAAGCGUAUGGUUUACUUAAGUGAUACAUAGCGCGUUGAGGGAGAGUGUUGAAUAAAACAAAACCAGGAAUAUAAAUAAAUUAAGUUUGAGAAAA